Molecule: messenger RNA, 3724 nt
Organism: Tachysurus fulvidraco (yellow catfish)
Lineage: Eukaryota; Metazoa; Chordata; Actinopteri; Siluriformes; Bagridae
Gene: sowahab
Product: sosondowah ankyrin repeat domain family member Ab
Exons: 1
Coding region: 595-1989 (464 amino acids)
Molecular function (GO): protein binding
Source: RefSeq, a predicted model, not a curated record
AUAAAACAGUAAUGACUUUGCGGUAAUUAACUGGUACUGUUACACAACACUGUUCUGGGAAAAGUCAGCCGGUCGUGCACGCGCAUUCAUGACAUCUAUUCAGUGCGCGCCCACUCUGUCGGGCAACAAGGAAAGUUGGGGAGAACCGGAAGUAGCACUUACAUCAUUACCAUCAUCCAGUCUGACAUUAUAGCCAGUGCAAAUGUGUUUUUUUUUUAAAUUUAACUUGAGUUUGCUGCCUGCUAUUUUUGCAAUUGGAUAGAGUUUGUUAUUAAAAAAAAUAAAUAAAUAUGACAUCCCUGGAGUUGGUUAGUGCUGUUAUAUAAGACUAUUUAUUCUGCAACAAUAAACAAACACAAAGACGGUCGGUCAGUCGUGAACGCGCACUCUCAUUCAGAGAUCCAUUCACUGCGCGUCCACGCUGUCGGGGAGUUGUGUGUCGGGGAACUUUCCCAGGAAACUAAAGUUGUGGAGAACCGGAAGCAGCAGGUUAAAAAGGGGAUUCUUAAAGAUAACACAGGAGGGAGGGCUGCUGAUUAGUUUGUCUGCCGAAUUAAGAAUAUUAUCGUGCUUAAUGGUUAAGUAAAAAUAAAGAUGGCACUGACCCAGGAUGCGGUUUUAUUAUUUUUAAUGUCGCGCGGCGGAAAAGUGACGAACCCGGAGCUCGUGAGCGCGUUCACGACGCACAUCAACUGCAGCGAGCCAGAGGAAAGAAGACGGAACAGGGAUCUGUUUAAGAGUUUCAUCAACAACGUGGCUGUAGUUAAACGGGUGGAUGAUGUCAAAUACGUCGUCGUGAAGAAGAAAUACCAAGAGAUGUUCAAUGCAGGAAAGUCCUCUAUAGCAUCAUCAUCAUCUCCAUCCUCCUCCUCCUCCUCCUCCUUCUCCUCAUCAUGCAUAACACAACAGAGAUGUUUUUCCAAAUGUGACUCCGUCUCGAUAACCAGUGCAGACGUUUUAAAUAACAAUUCCUGCUUUUGCACAAGUCCACCGGGCUGCUAUUUUCCCAAUUCUAAAGAUUUUUUUACAAAACAAAAGUUUCAGAUUAGACCACCUGAUAGUGAUGCUGUGAUUGCUACAGUCACUACGUCCAACCAGGAUGAAUCUUUGUCAGCUUGUGUACUCAAUGUAGCUAAUAAUACCAGAAAGGGCCAAAUGGGAGCUGUUUUUGCUGUUGUGGCUAUAAAAUCACCACCUAGUUCACAAGCUGAGAAGAUUAAACUCAACCACAGAAUACAUGCGUGUGAGCAGGGAGUCGAGAUUCCACAACAGCAAGAGUUCAAAACUGAAACUGAUAUAAACAAAUCACCAAGGAUAAAAAGGAGACAGACUGCGGUGCCUAGUUCACCAGCACCGAAAAGAGGAAACAAAGCCGAUAAACCUGGUUUCAUUUUAAAGAAAAGAGAACCAAGAGAACACGAGUGGCUUGUAAAGUCAGCAACGGGAUGCUGGAGUCAAAUCUAUAACCUCUUGCUGGAGGAUGAACACCUGGCAGAUAAGAGAAACUUUAUAUCUGGCUUCACAGUACUUCACUGGGCCGCCAAACAUGGAAACAGUAAAAUGGUGCGUAAAAUCCUUGAUGUUGGUAAGAAAGUUGAUGUGAACAUCAAGAGCCAUGAUGGUUACACACCUCUACAUGUUGCUGCCAUUCACAGCCACGUAUCAGUCUUAAAUUUACUGGUGCGUCAGUAUGGUGCCAGCUGCAACGUACGUGACAACAGUGGCAAAAAGGCAUAUCAGUACUUACACAAGGACCUGUCAGCUGAGGUCAGGGAGCUGCUCGGAGACCCUGCUGUUUCGUGUCAGGACGCAGAACACAUGUAUUCAGAUAAUCAGCACUUUUCAGAUAUGUCUAAAAACCAUAAUACAUUCAGUAAACUAUUCCAAGCAGGUACGGGACACAGGAAGAAAUCAAGACAUCAAUCAAGCUUCCGUUUAAUCAGAGAUGAACAGGAAGAGAAGAACAAAGACUGUACAUUAGGUCACUAACACUAAUGAAGUACCCAGAUUUGAGUUUAUGCUCAUUAAUGUGAUUUCUUAAUUUAAUUCAUAGUGAUAUUUAGAUUUAUACCACAGCACUGUUUCCUGUGCGAACCCAAACUCAGAUUAGUGUCUCUGUGGAGUUUUGUAUGUUCUUCCCCUUUCUGUGUGGAUUUCCUCCAAGGAUCUUCAGUUUCCUCCCACCUCUUAAAAACAUGCAAGAAGGUUGAUUUGAAACUUGGUGUCUUUCCCCAUUGUUCACAGUGUUCCUGGGAUAGACCUCAGAUCCGCCACCACACUGACUAGGAUAAAAUGCUUACUGAACCGGAAUGGCUGAUGAAGUUGACAACAGCAAAUGAUGAUCUAUUAAACUAAAGUAUUUUCCACUAACAUAAAUGAACUUCCCUGUAAAAAGCUGAUGCACUUGAACAGAUACCUUAUAUUUUGUUAAUUAUCUGAUAUUUAUUAAUAUAGUUAAAAUGGUGAUUUUUGUUUAGGUGUUUAACCAAAUUAAUUGUUAAAAAACAAAUGACUAAUUUGCUUAUAGUCUUUUCAGACACUAAACACUGCCGAGUUAUAAUCUAUUUUUUAAUUUUAUGUCUUGGGUAAAUGCCUUUAUUUAUUUUUAAAUGCAACUUAAGCAUUAGCCUUAACUAUUUUUUAUCAUCCACACAAAUGACGUUACACAUACGAGCAUCGUUUUCCCAAAACGAUGUGAGAAUCCUAUACUUUUGCUGAGUUUAAAAAUCACACGUAGAUUUCAUUUCAGAUAUUGCACUAUAAGUCUUGUUUACAUAUGACAUGAAAGUGUGACAAUUUCUCAUUAUAGCGUUAUUAUAGAAAAUAUGAGCUGAGUGCACCUGUCUGUGACUCUGUUUGUAGACAAAUUAAGAAAACUUUUAUUUUUUUCUGUGUGUGUGUGUGUGUGUGUGUGUGUGUGUGUGUGUGUGUGUGUGUGUGUGUGUGUGUGUGUGUGUGUGUGUGGAAGUGCAAAAAUGUCAAAGAGUAAAUUUUUCCUGUACGUUUUUCCUCUGAGUACUGAAAUGUUUUAGGCUAUAUGGAAGGAUGUGGGAACGUGGCCCAGAUGAUCAAGAGACACCCAAGACGCCACUGUUGGGCCUUUAGAUAAUAUUCUAAAUUGUAAUUAAUUUUGGAUAAAGGCAUCAAAUGAAUAGAUGUAAAUUUGAACAAAAUCUAAAGAAUAAAUGUACCAUACAUUUUUAUAACACUUGAUUCUUAUUCUGAACUGGUAAUGAAGUAACUGCUAGACAUUCGUUAGUUCUUAUUGUUUGUCCUUUAUUUUGUUUCUAAUUCUUUAAGAAUUAUAAAUUAGAAAUCAUGUGCAUAUUUUUUUCCUUUAUGAAUGACUGCUUGCUCAUUUCUGUCAUAUCUUAUUCUGUGACUGUGUGUGGGCUGUACUGAGAAACGUCUGGCUGAUUAUACUGGAGUCAAAGAACUAGUCAGUGUGUGUGGUGUGUAGGAAUGUGCUUCUUGAAUUUAUUACAUUUUGCUCGUAUCUAUGAAAGAAUGUUCUUUCUAAUAGAAUAUGCUCACAACAUCCUCUGUACACUUUAACAGAUGCCUUUUAAUAUUUACAUAUGAAUUUCUUUUUAUGGUACUAUGAAAUAUUAACAAUGAUAGAAUAAAUUUCUGUCAGCAACACAAGUGGUGUAUAAGUGGUGUAUUUUUGCAGUAUUACUUUUGGAUUUUGAAAUAUUUUUUCUUUAGUAAUAAACACAAAGAA